Messenger RNA from Lynx canadensis (Canada lynx), 1247 nucleotides. RefSeq names its product testis expressed 22 (gene TEX22). Lineage: Eukaryota; Metazoa; Chordata; Mammalia; Carnivora; Felidae. The record is from RefSeq and is a predicted model, not a curated record. The transcript has 3 exons. The coding region runs from base 622 to 1095 and encodes 157 amino acids.
AGCGUACCCGGCCCUUCCCCCACCUCGCUACCCCCCCGCCCCACGUACCCUGCUCCUCCACCAGUGACUGCUGCCUCCCUAAUGGUCCCCCCCUCCCGACCUUCUACGCUGUGCCCUUCUGACCCCUGCCCUGAUCCCCCCCCCCACACCUCAGCCCACUCCGUGGUCCCCGCAGAGCCCCUGGAGGGUAGAGGGCCAGCCUUGGGGUGUGGUCCGGGCGGAGUCAAGGUGAGGUCACAGCGGGUGGGAGGAAGGAGGCAGGGAGAGCUGUGGGGCCCUUCGUUCUGCGGUCGUUCCUGGCCUUCUCUGUAGGUCCCCAGAGGUCGGCUGUCGGCUGGGGGCACAUACCCCACCCCCCCCACUGGGCUGGAGCCAAGGUGGGAAACCUGGGUGCCGGGAGAGGGGACAGGCAGGGCACUGUAGCUGCUCCAGCCAGUAGCAUGGGGGGGGGGGGAUGGCAGGAGGAGCUGAGGGACCCAGGUCACCCACUAGCCUGAGGCCUGCCCAGCACUGUCUGGCUGGUGGUGGGAAGGUGAGCCCAGCAGAGCCUGACGCUUCCUCCAUCUGCUUGGGGGCCCAGGGAGCCCGGGAGGUGCAGACAAGCAGGCCGAGGGGCUGGACAUGGACAGCCGGAAGCAUUUGGCUAAUGCCUCGCUGGGGAAGAAGUCGGGGCUGCCGCUGCCCCAAGAGCUCGGGCAGCCCCCUCCCCCUGUGAGUGCGACCACGGCUUGGGGCCAGCCCGGGGCCCAGAGCGGAGGGCAACAGGUACUGCAGACUCAGGACUGGGUGUGCCAGCCGGUCGAGAGCGGGCGCCGGAGCCACCGCUGGAGCGUCAGCAUCGACGAGCGCCGGCGACUGGCCGUGCAGGGCGGCCGGGAGAGGCCGGGGACCGCCGGGCCCCCCUCCCACUCCAGGGACCUCUCGCGGCUCGUGGCCCAGCUGGUGUCCGAGGACGUGGACAAGGACGUGCUCCUCCCCCACGCUCCGAGGCCCUCCGAGGCCGCCAACGCCUUCCAAGCCUUCCUGGCCCCGAGCGCGCCCUUCUGGCGGACCGUGACUUUGGAGGCGCAGGUCUCGAGGUCCCCGCCCUCCUAAGAGCCCAGUGUCUCAGCCCAGUGUCUGUCUUUCAGCGCCUUUCCUGGGGGGCACGGGGAGGGGGGUGGCAGCGGCUGAGCUCUCUUCACACCCCACCAGGGGCUCAUGCGUCUUCAGAUGGGAGAACAGGUCCUCCUGGACCCUCUGGCUGC